GUAAAAGUCGUUUAUUGGAUUUCAUAAAGGCAGGAGGGAAAUUUGUGUAACAGUUACUGGAACUAUUCCAAUGAAUUCGAGUAGAUUGCCAGAUCACUCACUGUGAAGAUGCUUCCAUAUUUUCACAACGACGAUCCAGAAAUUAAGACUCGACCACUUAGCACCAAUUUCGGCUCCAUGGCCGUGAAGAAGGACUCGAACACACCGUACUCAGACGCUACGCAGACGAAGAAGCAUCCGCCGAACCACAUCAAGCGGCCCAUGAACGCCUUCAUGGUCUGGUCGCAGAUGGAGAGGAGAGAAAUCGUCAAGUUUGCACCCGACACUCACAACGCAGAAAUUUCCAAGCAGCUUGGGAAGCGAUGGAAGCUCCUAACUGAGGAGCAAAGAAAACCUUACCGCGAGGAAGCAGCGAGACUCAAGGAGCUUCACAAUCGAGAAUAUCCUAAUUACAAGUACAGGCCCAAGAAAAAAGGACUGAAAUGUGAAAAGCUAAAAUGUACAAGUGGAGGCAAGAUCAUCAAAGCUAAAGAUACUGCAAAUAAUUCUUUAAAGCGAUUUGGCGUGAAGAGCGUCAUGAAAGUGAACUUCCAACGUCAUGUUCAACAAAUGACAGAGUCUGGGUUAAUCUUUUAUAAUGGUCAUUAUGAUCAUAAAGAAAAUUCUGAUACCAGUAUUUUGUCUUCACCAUCUCCUACCCCAUCAGAAAUUUCUCAUAGUCCGGCCUUUUCAUUUAUAACAAAUUUAGAUGCUCAGAAUCAAGCGGACGAACACCAAGUUUAUCCAUUCUAUAAUAAUAUCAGUAAUAUAAGUCAAACACAACAACAUUUAAAUAACUCAAAUCUCGAUUGUACUCUAAAUUGUGGUGCCAUUAAUAAUUUAUAUGCAGAAAACAGCGUUCACGACCAUAAUAUUCACAGGAACAAUUUCGAUAUCGAAGAAGCCCAUCCCUCGUCCAUGGAUAGGCUGUUGAAACAAGAGCCCCAUGCUGAUCACCAAGAUUAUUAUUGUUAUCGCACGAAUCACGACCACAUGACGGAUGACAGGUUUUGCACGGGCCAAAUGAAGCAGUCUCCCUCCAUUCGGGCCGAAGUUAGGAGCGUCCUCUUGAAGCCGCACAGCGAGCGCGCGGGCGACAACCCUUCCUUGGAAGAUCUCUACAAAAUCACGGAUUUAAUACCUACGUCUGAUAUUAAAGUCGACUUUAAUAACAUUGAUGUAGAUAUUGAUUUGAAAAUAGCUAACAGUAUGUCAGGGCAAGUUUUGGGAAUUGCUAACUUAUGAUACGAGGACUCCGGUCGAACUUAGUAGGCAAGUGGUGUGUCCAACGAAGAGUGUGUUGAAUUAGGAUGACAGGAUAAAAGUAG
Hyalella azteca is the source of this 1367-nucleotide messenger RNA. RefSeq names its product transcription factor Sox-17-alpha-A-like. Gene Ontology annotation, molecular function: RNA polymerase II cis-regulatory region sequence-specific DNA binding; DNA-binding transcription factor activity, RNA polymerase II-specific. Gene Ontology annotation, biological process: anatomical structure morphogenesis; cell differentiation; regulation of DNA-templated transcription. The coding region runs from base 109 to 1284 and encodes 391 amino acids. The record is from RefSeq and is a predicted model, not a curated record. Lineage: Eukaryota; Metazoa; Arthropoda; Malacostraca; Amphipoda; Hyalellidae. The transcript is spliced from 2 exons.